CAACAUGUCCAAAUUUCGAACGGUUCUGAGUCAUUUCCAUUACCGUAAUCUUGAAACACAUAAAAUUUCCGUUUAGUACCGUCAUUCACUGAUUCGAUAUAUCUGCCAACCGUACAGCUUGCAUGAUUUUCUCGUCCAAGUUGACAUUACGCUCGAGACGAUUCGAUAGUAUCGAGGUUUUUUGGCAGGUCGAAAGAAAGAUGUCCAUCGAUGGUAGAUUAGAAUGUUAUUAGUCAUUCGUUCUUGCGUUUGUAAGUAAAUAUCAGCUGGAUGUGCAGAGAAAAACAGAACGCGAUUCCGUGACAGCGUUUAACGGACAUAAUUGCUGGACGUGUUCAUUUUGUCGAGUAGAGCGGGUAAAAUGGGACUUUUCCAGACUUCCUCGCCUUUUGACGCUGACGUCGAGAAGGCAACCAGCGAAAUGAAUACCACCGAAGAUUGGGGGAAAAUAAUGGAUAUUUGUGAUAAAGUAGGAACUUCUACACAAAAUGCAAAGGAUUGUCUAAGAUCCAUUGUUAAAAGACUAUAUUCUCCAGACCCACAUAUUGUUGUGCAAGCAUUAACAUUAUUGGAUGCAUGUGUCAGUAAUUGUGGGAAAAUGUUUCAUCUGGAAAUUGCAUCAAGAGACUUUGAAAGUGACAUGAGAAAACUCGUUAACCAUACCCAACCAAAAAUUGCAGAGAGAAUGAAAGGGCUAUUAAAAAAAUGGGCUGAAGGCGAUUUUAAAUCUGAUCCUCAAUUAAAUUUAAUACCAAGUUUGUACAACAAACUAAAAAACGAAGGUUACGAUUUUACUGUUAUUUCAGAUACGCCUAAACGUACAAGCGUACUAAGCAAAGAUCCAAAUGUAGUAACAAAUUCACAGGAAGAAGAAGAUAUUGCAAAAGCUAUUGAACUUUCACUCAAAGAUAGUAAAGCCCAUAAUCAAGCAUCUUCAUCACACAGUUCGCCAUCUUCUAAAAAAAGUACCAGUUUGUACCCAAGUGUAAACACAGCACUUAAUACUUCCAGCAAUUCUGAAGGCAGGAAGGUCCGUGCAUUAUAUGAUUUCGAGGCAGCAGAAACUAAUGAAUUAACAUUUUUCGCAGGAGAAAUAAUUAAUCUUUUGGAUGACUCUGAUCCAAAUUGGUGGAAAGGCAGUAAUUAUACAGGAGUAGGACUUUUCCCUUCUAAUUUUGUUACUGCAGAUUUAUCUGUUGAACCUGAACAAUUUACAAAGUUAGAACACAGUAACAAAAAAAUGGUUCAGUUUGCUGAUGAAGUAGAAGUGAAAACUGUAAAGAGAGAACCAGAAGUGAUUGAGGUUGAAAUAGACGAAGGGAAAAUGGAUAAACUUCUACAUUUGUUACAUGAAGCUGAUCCUCAGUGUGAUAAUUCUGACCCACAAGAAAUGCUAGAGUUAGAAGAACAAGUCACUGCGAUGGGACCUUUAAUUGAUGCAGCAUUAGAAAAAGUUGAUAGAAGGCAUGCACAGCUAACCCAACUCAGUUCUGAUUUGGUGGAUGCUCUUAAUUUAUAUCAUACACUGAUGCGAGAACCUGCACCGCCUACACCAUCUAGUUAUACACUCCCUAAGAUGCCACCACAUAUGAGUCCUUACCAAUUCCAGAAUCAUGGACCACCACCUCCACAUAUAUAUAAUGGAGUACCUCCUCCUCAUCCGUCUUCUUUUCCUGGGAGUAGUCCGUUAGGACCCUACAGUACUACAAUCCCAACGAAUGAGUAUAUGGGACCUACAAGUAUGCCAAACAUGACAUUACCUCAGCAUUUUGGACAUGUGCAAUCUGGUCCACAUCAGCAUCCUCCGGGACAUCCUCAGGGUCCACCAGUACUGGAGCAAAGCAGCCUUCCUUACUCUCAUCAAGGGUAUCCACCUCAAACUGGUCCUAUGCCGGUACCUUAUGGUCCAUCAGGGCCAACAGGACCUUCGGUAAGCCAGCAAUCACAGUAUGCUCCACCAAAUGGGCAGCAUAUGUUGUAAAAGAUGCUAUAUGUUUCAAAUUCACCCUGUACUCUAAUUGAAGCUGUACAAUAUUACUAUAUUAUAAUUAUUUAAAUAAACAUACCCGAAGUAGCCAAAGAUAUUGGGCUUUUGAUGGAAGUUUUGCAUUCGAAACUUAUCGUGUAAGCAUGUUGCAUAAACACGUUCGCGUCAAGAUGAUUAAAAGUACAUUAGAGGAAGGCGAUUUACUUUGUUAAUCACUGACGAUUGCAAUUAGUGUUCUUUUUUUAUAAAUUUCUUUUAAAUUUAUUGACAUGUUUAUAUGGCCGGUUUUUGGUAUUAUUAUUUUAAUUUGUGAUUUAUUACUAUACGAUAUUAAUUCCAUACAUUAUUGUAUUUAUCCAAAUCUAAUAUUGAAAUGAAAAUGAAUUGUGGAUCAUGGUCGUCAUCUUAUAUACACCGAUAUGUAAUGUAAUGUUAAGUUCGUGGCCAAGCGUCGCGUGAUAUUUUCACUAAUUUGUAAUCUAUUGUGUAAAUUUCGUCGUACGUUUGUAAUAAGUUCUAUGUAUACAACUGCACUAUCGUUUACUAUGUAACUACAACAGUAGACAGAACUAUACGGUAAACUGUGGAGACUGCAUCGAAAGCAUGACCGUAUUUUAUAGUUUUUUACUGUCAUUCAUUCUCAACAAGUAAUUGUAAAAGAGCCUUAAAAAUGGAUUCAGAAUUCCAUAGCUUUUAAAGCUGCUCGAGUGGAAUAUAUCAUCUACAGAAAUUGAAAAGCAAUCGCAACAAGACAUUUCGACCUGGUCUAGUCUGUCCACUGUGUAUAAUAAAUAUAUUUCCUAUUAAUUGUUUAUUGAACGAACUGCGAGGAGCUUUCUAUGAAUUGUUAACGCAUAAUAUUCGUGUAACUGCGUUCAUACCAAUGUGGAAAUGGUCCGUUAAAAAAACGAAGCGAGAACAAGGAAAGACAACUACUGUAUUCUUUUAAAAUUACCUUAAUCACUUCGGUGUCGCGUAAAAACAGUGAAAUUUGUACAAUGAAUGCCCUUAGAUAUUUAAUGGCUAUGCCAAUGAAUGUAAUCACAAAACUUUCGCACAGAUAGUGUGCUAAGCGUUCAGAUUACAAUACCGAAAGGCUUAAAGGAAAAUUUUUGUGGCGAGACGAGAUGAAACUAGAAUAAGACGAAUCUUAAUAAUCCUUUUUAGCGAAUCUAUCAUUUUAAUUUACGUAUAAUGUUUAUGUUUUAAAGUAUGAAGUAUAAUAUUAGUUAUAGACAAUAUUUAAAAGUCCUUUAUAAUUCAGGAUUUAUCAAAUCUCAACACGCGGAUAUGUUAAUUAUUCAGUUCGUGACUUUCAAAAUUAUGUAUUGAACGAAUAAUUACAUCAAGGAGAUUAAAGUUAUGUAUAUAUAUAUACAUAUACAAAUAUAUACAUGUAUAUAUACAUAUACAAACAUAUAUAUUUAUUUAUACUAAUUUCUUGUAUAUUAUAUAAUGUAUAGUAGUAAAAUGCGUAUAAUUCCGGAAACAAAAUCCGUGUACUAAUUAUUAUAUUAAGUUGUUCCAGAGUAACCGAAACUCCUAUUAAUUAACUAAUUAGACGGUUGACCCUUAUACGGGUAUAUUUUUUUAAAUUGUUUCUUUUUUUCAUUUCUUGUUAACUUCAACUCCGCUAUUCUUAAAAUUAAUUAUCGUUCUCAUAUACAUUACCACUCAAAAUGAUCACAAGUAGAUUCUUUCAAAUAAAGGCGAUAUAAAUUGUUUAUUUGAGAUUGUAUAUACUUGAUUCCAGUUCGUAAAUAUUACAUUCACCAGCUUAAAAUAGAUUUACUAAAGUUUGAUCCACAAAUACAAAGAUUUAUGUGGUAUGAAAUUUAAAAUACUCCAGGCUUUUAGUCUGACUUCUUCUUUAAAGGAUUAAAGGAUUUCAUUUAACACAAUGUAUGUGUAUUUGUAGAAUAUAUGUUACAGAUAUCGGAUAAAUUAAAAGUUUUAAAAUUUCGAUGCAAAGCAAAUGAGACAGGGUGUCUAAGUAUGCAUUUGAACAAGACAUUUUUACACAAUAAUGUAAUAUGCUACGACGGGACGUAGGAAUUAAUUGCGUGGCUAUUAUGCAGAGAAAAAAGAAGGGCCAUGUAAAAAUCUUAUAAAACAGCAGUUGGUAAAAGAAUUGAAAGUUAGUUACGGAUGUAAUUGAAAGAGCAAAUAGGGAAGAAAGGUGAAACGAUGAUCUUUUUGUAAUAUUGAUAUUUGUAUGUGUAUGCUACUAAAGAGAGGAAGAAGUUCAGAAAGAGAAAAAAAGUGUGAGUGGACACAGAGCGUCAGAAAAGGAUAGGUCGUACGAAAAAUAGAUGUAAUUUACAUUGUAUAUGUUACGUUGCCAUUAAAUUCUCAUUAUUUACAUAAAUUUUGACGAUAUGUUAUUGCACUUGUAUGAAUCUUUCUAUGAUGUUUCUAAUAAAGUCAGACAGUUUUAAUUUCAAA
Messenger RNA from Megalopta genalis, 4432 nucleotides. It is a transcript of the gene Stam, whose product is annotated as signal transducing adaptor molecule. Gene Ontology annotation, biological process: protein transport to vacuole involved in ubiquitin-dependent protein catabolic process via the multivesicular body sorting pathway. The record is from RefSeq and is a predicted model, not a curated record. NCBI's taxonomy places the organism in Eukaryota, Metazoa, Arthropoda, Insecta, Hymenoptera, Halictidae. Gene Ontology annotation, cellular component: ESCRT-0 complex. Gene Ontology annotation, molecular function: phosphatidylinositol binding; ubiquitin binding.